AUGCUCGCUCAGCAACCAGGAUUGACCAGUAUUGGUGAUAAUAUCUCAGCUAACCAACUGAUUGACGAGUACACGCGGAAGGAGUCGUCACGCACAGAGAAGUGGCGCAAAAUGGCCAAAGUCGUCAAGCAUGGCAAAGAUGGCGAAGGCAUGGUCUUUGAGUUUGACUCCAAGCAUCCAAAGCUGAUUGAGCGCACCUGGAAGGGCAUUCCUGACAGGUGGCGCGCUGCUGCUUGGUAUUCAUUUCUCGCGACCAGUGCAAGGAACAGCAGCAAGCCUUUGGCAACGGAAGAUGAGCUCUUUGCCCAGUAUCACCUCUUACAGGAGCAACCAUCCCCGGAUGACGUGCAGAUCGACCUUGAUGUGCCCAGGACCAUCAGCCAGCACAUAAUGUUUCGACGAAGAUACAGAGGUGGGCAGCGUUUACUAUUUCGAGUAUUACAUUCGUUGUCACUUUACUUUCCCGUCACUGGCUAUGUUCAGGGUAUGGCUUCCCUGGCAGCAACACUGCUCAGCUAUUACGACGAAGAGAGGUGUUUCGUCAUGCUCGUACGGCUGUGGGAGCUAAGAGGGCUCAAACGUCUCUACUCCCCUAACUUUGUAGAGCUCAUGGAAUGCUUGCAGGACUUUGAGAAGCACUGGCUCGCAGACAAAGACGUUGCCAAGAGUCUCAAGGAGCUUUGCAUCGACCCAACGGCAUAUGGAACAAGAUGGUAUUUAACACUCUUCCACCUCUCGAUACCCUUUUCCUCCCUACUUCGGAUCUGGGACGUUUUCAUGCUAUUGGGCACUUCGCCGCCCGAUAUACCAAUUCUACAUGCUACCAGCACAGCCAUCAUUUUGGCUCUCGGUGAGCAUAUCAUCGAUUCCGAAUUUGAGAAUGCGAUGAAGGCACUCACAUCAUUCGUUCCUAUCAAAAACGAUGAGUUGCUGCUGAAGAUAGUUCGCGCUGAAUACAAGCAGCAUACCGGCAAGAUGAAGAAGGCGUAG
This is a messenger RNA of Truncatella angustata, 990 nucleotides long. Its product is annotated as rab-GTPase-TBC domain-containing protein. Lineage: Eukaryota; Fungi; Ascomycota; Sordariomycetes; Amphisphaeriales; Sporocadaceae. The transcript has 2 exons. The coding region runs from base 1 to 990 and encodes 329 amino acids. The record is from RefSeq and is a predicted model, not a curated record.